ACGCGGUGCGGCUCUAUUCUGACCUGCUUUACCUUCACGCCACUUUCAGCGCUUCUUACAGCAACAACAGGUGUAGAGGCGGGAUGUACAGCAUCCGCUGGGUCAGAGCACAGGUGUAGCCGCGUGACCGGAAGCUAACAGCGGCUGCGCACUGGGGCUCUGGCUGAAGGCGCUGGACCAUGAUCCGGAGCGGAAAGGUCCUCCGCGGGCUCGUCGCCUCCGCGGGCCGGGCUCCUGUCAGACACAGCGCGUCAGGGCAGGCCUGGCUCCCUCCCAGGGGCUUCGACACGGGAAUCAAGACUUUCAACAGCCUGAGCAAAGAGAAAGAAGCUCUGAUCCUGGCCAGAGAGGGCACAGCCACCUGGUACAGCUGCGGACCCACAGUGUACGACCAUGCUCACCUGGGCCACGCCUGUUCCUAUGUCAGGUUUGAUAUCCUGCAGAGGAUCCUGACCAGAGUCUUCGGCAUCACCGUGAUCCACGCCAUGGUCAUCACUGACAUUGACGACAAAAUAAUCCGAAGGAGCUGGGAGGAAAACGUGUCCCCGGCUGCGGUUGCCAGAUUGUACGAGGAGGAAUUCAAGAGGGAUAUGCUGUCAUUAAAGGUGGUUCCUCCUGCUGUGUACCUGAGAGUCACUGAGAACGUGCAUCACAUCGUUGCAUUCAUUGAAGGCAUCAUCAGGAAUGGGCACGCUUACGCCACAGAGGAAGGUGACGUAUAUUUUGAUGUGGAGUCCAUCGGGGAACGCUACGGGAAGUUUGUGGGAGCCGUGGGUUCUCACGGGGAGCCUGGCAGCUCAAACAAACGGGACUCCAGGGAUUUUGCUCUGUGGAAGCGGUCUAAGCCUCAGGAGCCACACUGGGAGUCCCCGUGGGGCAGAGGAAGACCUGGCUGGCAUAUUGAAUGUUCUACUGUCGCCAGUCACAUGUUUGGAAGCCAGCUGGAUAUUCACUCUGGAGGGAUCGAUCUGGCCUUUCCUCACCACGAGAAUGAGAUUGCUCAGAGUGAAGCCUUUCAUCAGUGUGGACAGUGGGCAAACUACUUCCUUCAUUCAGGUCACUUACACCUGAAGGGCAGUGCAGAGAAAAUGUCGAAAUCUUUAAAGAACUAUAUUACCAUCAAGGAUUUUCUACGGUCUUACUCGGCCGAAGAGUUCCGGAUGUUUUGUCUCUCGAUCAAAUAUAGAUCUGCUGUAGAUUACAGCGACAGCAGCAUGAUGGAGGCCCGCACCUCUCUGGAGACCAUCUGCACCUUCAUCAGCGCUGCUCAGGCCUACAUGAGGGGCCAGGUCCACUGUCCGCCUGUGCAGGAGGCUCUGCUGUGGCAAAGCCUGGCUGAAGCUAAGUCUAACGUGCGGACGGCGUUGGCAGAUGACUUCGACACGCCCAGAGCCGUCGGUGCGCUGAUGAAUCUGGUUUAUGAGGGGAAUCGGCAGCUGCAGCCCGUUUCUACGGCAGAGGGGGGGGUCCGGAGCCCUGCCGUCUUGGGAGCGACGGUCACCUACAUCAGGGAUGUCCUGGACGUGUUCGGGAUCGACCCGCUGCACAGUAAGGAGGCCGAGGCGUUGGGAGGCGGUGGAAACCUGCAGGCCGUGGUGGAGCAGCUGGCACAUUUCAGAAGUGAAGUCCGGGCAUUUGCCCUCGCACGUCCAGACAACAAACCCGGCGUGUACCCAGAUAGAGUCCCUCUGCUCAAAGCCUGCGACACCCUCAGGAAGGACCUGGUCCCCUUAGGCGUGGUGAUAAAGGACAGAGGAGCGACGUCCACGUGGGAAAUAAAGCAGAGUCCCAGGGAACAGAAAGACCACAGCGAUGGCCAGCAAACAUGAUGAAAAAGGACAAAUUCUUCAUUUAAGAACAUCUGGGACCAUCAGAACUUUCCUCUUCUUUCCUUUAGAAGUGAUAAGAUGGUUUAUUUUCAUUGGUUCUGAUCCGUGGCUCAGGAUCCAAGGCCUAUUUGGUCAAAAAAUGUAAAACUGAAACUUUACUGUUGUACUAAUUCUGAGGAGUUGGUCAGAUUUCCUCUGGACCCAGCAGGGUACAGCAGCAGGAGAACAAACCAGAGAACACCGGGGAGUGUAGCUGACUGCCGGCUAUUCAACCAAAAAGUGGGAUCUGUGAUGCUGUGGGACAGUUUCCCUUCCAAAGGUCCUAUAAAUAACAUUUUAAA
Fundulus heteroclitus (mummichog) is the source of this 2170-nucleotide messenger RNA. Its product is annotated as cysteine--tRNA ligase, mitochondrial-like. Gene Ontology annotation, biological process: cysteinyl-tRNA aminoacylation. The record is from RefSeq and is a predicted model, not a curated record. Gene Ontology annotation, molecular function: ATP binding; cysteine-tRNA ligase activity. Gene Ontology annotation, cellular component: cytoplasm. NCBI's taxonomy places the organism in Eukaryota, Metazoa, Chordata, Actinopteri, Cyprinodontiformes, Fundulidae.